Molecule: messenger RNA, 1008 nt
Organism: Humulus lupulus (European hop)
Lineage: Eukaryota; Viridiplantae; Streptophyta; Magnoliopsida; Rosales; Cannabaceae
Exons: 2
Coding region: 322-1008 (228 amino acids)
Source: RefSeq, a predicted model, not a curated record
GAAUUGUGAUUUCUGAACAAAUCAAUUGGGUUAUUUACUAGAAUAGGCACCAUGCAUGACUGAAUUUAUUAGGAUAGAGUAUUUGUUUGUAUAUUUUUCAUUAGGAAUAUAUUGUAGUGACAAUAAGCCUUUGAGCAUGGUUUGUGAACGGGUUAAAUUGGUUGACUCAGUUUUUGUAAUAGGUACUUAAUUUUGGACAGGUUAGUUGUAAAUUGUUUGUCUCAUUCUUUGUAAUAGGUAUUUCGUUUUGGACUGUCAAAUUGUAAAUUAUUUGUCUCAGGUCUUGCUGAAUAUUUUACAAGUAGUAUUAUUACAAGAAAAAUGGUGUCUGGAUGUUCAAGCACUUCAUUAGUGGCAUCUCCUAAAAAACAAUCAAUUAAGGAAGUAACAGAAAAGUCUCCAAUGACAUCGGCAUCUCCUCCAACUCAAGCAAUAGAAGAAGCAGUUAUAAAGUCUCCACAAAAAUCAUCUUCUCUUCCAAUACAUGCAAGAGAAGAGACAAAUGAAAAGUAUUCAUUGAAACCAUCACCGCUAUUGUCUAAGGUGAAAUCUUUAGACAUACCAUCACUAAGACCGAUAUUGAUGGAGAAUGAACAUUUUACAAGUCGUGUAUCUGUAGCCUACAGGAUACAAGUGUUGAGGAAUAUACGAUCACUACUUUGUUAUGAAGAUUUGGAAGCAUUCACAGCUUCUUGUUUUGGUCAUCUUCUUAAACUAAUCGAUCUAGCGAAGAGUAGUGGGCAGUUGAUACAUUUUCUUUUACAGAGGCGGGUACAAACUAAUAAAGAGAAUGAGUUAUGGUUUGAUAUUGAUAGUCAACCUGUUAGGUUUUCAAUGCAUGAGUUUGCAUUGAUUAGUGGCUUUAAUUGCGGAAAAUCCAAUGACCCAAACUUGAGUAGUCUAAGAAAGGGUAAUAGGCUUAAAAAAGAGUAUUUUAGGGACAUAGAAGGACACAUUACUCUUAAAGAUUUGGAAACUAUGUUUGUGGAUAUGAGUGAAGAAAUCUAG